This is a messenger RNA of Plasmodium cynomolgi strain B, 2457 nucleotides long. RefSeq lists its product as hypothetical. Lineage: Eukaryota; Apicomplexa; Aconoidasida; Haemosporida; Plasmodiidae. The transcript has 2 exons. The record is from RefSeq and is a predicted model, not a curated record. Bases 1 to 2457 code for a protein of 818 amino acids.
AUGAAAUAUGAGAAAAAAAUUUGGAACAACGAUAAGGGGAAAAAAAGAAGUGAGAAUUUUCCGAACGAUGACAGCUACGGAAGGGGGAAGAGCAGGAGGUAUGGCAAACAUGACGAGAGAAGCAGUAACUAUGAAGUGAAAAAUAAAGUGCUAGAUAAGUGGGACCACCGAAAUAGCCAGUACAUGCCACCCCCAUAUAAAAAGGGGGCGAUGAAUCAAAAGGCGAACGUCCCAGGUGGAAUGAAAAAUAAUCAUGCUCGUUAUCACAAGAAGUACGUAAGAAAUGGUGGCGAAAGGGGGUCUAAAUUUAGUGCCUAUGGAAGUGGCGAUCACAACGUGAAUGUCAACUUUGAUGAAGAGGGACGCCUGCCGAAUGUAGACAAUUACGACUACGCGGAUGAUUAUUACAACAGUGAUGCGUACUACGCGGAAGACGGUCGCCAUAGGGGGGAUCAUUACGGGGAUAAUGGCGAUUACCGCGGCGAUCGAGAUGACUAUUACAACGAUCGCGACAAUCAUUACGGCGAUCGAGAUGACCAUUACGACGAUCGCGACGAUCAGCGAGAGCACAGCCGGUACACUGAUAGCUACAGCAGGAACUACAACCAUGGUAGCUACAACCAUGGCAUCUACAACCAAGGCAGCUACAACCAAGGCAGCUACAACCAAGGCAGCUACAACCCCAACAGUAAUGAUGGCAGCAUUCGGCACGCGCGAAAAAACAACCGUGCGUACGAGGACAGCCCGGGCGAUAACUACGCCCACAGUUACGAUGAAAAUUAUGGCGCAAUUGGCGGAGACCAUCAGAGUCAUCGCGGCAGUGGGGACUCCAGAAAGGGCAACAUAAACCAGGAGCUGAGCAACCUACAUAGGAAUUUGCACAAUUUGCUUUUCUCCCCUGCAAAAGCGGACCAUGAGAAACCCCUUAGCGAAAAGAACACCACGUCGCACAACAAGGACUGUAACGAAAGCUUGUUGAACCAAUUGUCCAUUCUACGGAACAUUCCGUUUAAUGUGAAGAAGUCGGACGGGGAAGGUGACGCGGGAGGUGGCACCGAAGGUGGCAGAGAUGAUGGGAUUACUAACGACGAGGUCGAUGCCGAUGUCAGCGACCAACGUAGCCUUGGUGCUCAGCAGAAAAAAAGCAGCCAAAGCAGCAAGACAGCCAUGAUACUGGACGAUUUGAAGAAGUGCCUCUACAGCAGUAGCAAUCAGGAAUCGAAGAAGACGCACCCCGCGGGGGACAACAUGAGCAUCUCACGCCUACCGAACCGCGAUGAAGGGGAGUCUCAAACGGACAGGAGGUACCAUUCAAACAGCUACAUAGACAAUGACGAUAAUCAUUUUAAUGUCAGCAGUGGUAGAGGCUACAAAACUGUUGAGGAGAGUGAGAUCAGAAGACGGAGCAGUAGCAACAGUAGUAGAAUGCAAAACAUUUAUUUGCCCCCACCAGGAAAUGUAGAACAGAAAAAGAUGAAGAAGAAGAAUAAGGAGGAGAAGGAAGAAGUUGAAGAUAGGACCAGUAGGCGAUAUAGAAAGGACUCAAAUUAUUUCAACUCGGAGGAGAUAGACAUCGAAUCGUCCAUAUCAAGCGACCACAGCGUUGUUAUGGAUGUGUAUAAGAACGAAGUAAAGGAAGAGAGUAUGAUAACUUCCUGUGGAAAUAUAUUUCCCAAAAAUCAGAUAGCCGAAUCGUUGAGGGUAUUAAAUACGCUACAGGUAGACAUUGAAAGAGUCUGCUGUUACAUAAAACAUUUUAUAGAUCCCCCGGAACAGCUGUUCCAAGUUAUGACGGAUGUUUUCGUGGACAGGUCAGUUCAAGUAAAUUCCAAAAUUGCCAUCUUCUAUGUGUAUAAUCAUUUAAUACAAGAAUUGAGAAAUAAUUUAAAAAACGAUUUGAUAAAAUAUUAUUCCAUCGCGGAAAGAGGGUUACAAACUUUUGUCGUCCCAGUACUGAGGUGUGUACUACAUGAACAGGUCAACGUAGAAAUGAUUAACAAAUUUUAUCGAUGUAUAGCUAUAUGGAAUGAAAGAAAUGUCUAUAGCAAAAUAGUAUGUGAACAGCUAAAAUUGCUUCAGAAAAAUCCACAAAAAAAAAUUGAUUUUACUGUGAAAAAUGUAGCUAGCCAAGCUCAUAGUUUACUAUCAAAUGAACUGUCCAAAUUUGUGCCCAUAAAUUUUAUUUUAAAAAUGCCAAGUGUGAAUAAUGAACAUAGGAAAGCUUUGGAAGAUAAAACUCUCAGUGCGCUUUUUCAGGAUAUAUCGAAGGAUACCUUGAAGGGGUACGAUGAGGUGGAUGUUGAGAAAGCCUCCAGGAUGUCGGACAAGGUGAUGCGCAUGUAUGGGCAGGAAUUAAUUUUAAUCAACUCUCAAAUCUUGGAGUUAUCCUCUUUGAUUUGUGAUAAUAAUGACCAGUUGGUGAAGCUGCAGAGUGCGCUGGAGAAGCUACGGGAUUGA